This is a messenger RNA of Humulus lupulus (European hop), 2378 nucleotides long. RefSeq names its product protein BONZAI 3-like. The coding region runs from base 407 to 2203 and encodes 598 amino acids. Gene Ontology annotation, cellular component: plasma membrane. Gene Ontology annotation, biological process: cellular response to calcium ion. NCBI's taxonomy places the organism in Eukaryota, Viridiplantae, Streptophyta, Magnoliopsida, Rosales, Cannabaceae. The transcript has 16 exons. Gene Ontology annotation, molecular function: calcium-dependent phospholipid binding. The record is from RefSeq and is a predicted model, not a curated record.
AUAAUGAUUUUAUAACAAAUCAACUAAUAUUUUGAAUGUUAUUGUGUGUGUGUAUAUAUUAAUAGAGUUGCUUUCAUUUCUCCUUUUCGUUUUCUGGUAUGGUCUAAGGGAACCUAGUAUUGAAACGGAAUUUUCCUAUAUAUUCUUCUUUUGUACGUAGUUUAGAUUUUUGCUUUGCCAAUUAUACAAACAUAUUCUUGUAUAUAGAAUUAUUAACGCGUCGUAUCAUGCCGUAUAUAUAUAUAUAUACUACAUUAAUUAGCACAGUUUCCAUGCAUAUAUAUUUGGUUUCUUUUCUUUAGUUUUUCACUUAUAUAUGCUUUAUUAACAAACAGAAAAAGAAAAAAUCGAUUGAGAGCCAGGGAGGGAAAGAGAUUUUUUUGAGGAAGAAAAAAGAAAUUAAGAUAUGGGAGGUUGUUAUUCGGACAUGAAAGGAGGGAAAGAGGGGGUAGGUGGGGGCCAAGAGAGGCCCCUUGAGCAGGCCAUGGCAGCCAAUUGCAAUACCAGUGGCGCCCAAGGUCCCAAUGAUGCCGUAGAUUUCUUCUAUAGCUCUCGUUGUGUUCAUCCCCUCUUUACGCAACUUGAGUUAUCUAUGGCGGCUUCUAACUUAAUUGAUCGUGACAUCACUUCCAAGAGUGAUCCAAUGGCUGUUGUCUAUGCAAAAAAGAACAAUGGUGAAUUGGAGGAAUUAGGGCGUACAGAAGUGAUAUUGAAUACUUUAAACCCUACGUGGAUAAAAAAAAUUACAAUUACAUACCAAUUUGAGAUGGUGCAACCCUUGAUUUUUCAUUUGUAUGAUGUUGAUACAAAAUUUCACAAUCUACCUGUAAAGACACUGAAUUUGAAAGAUCAAGAUUUUCUUGGAGAAGCCAAUUGUGUUCUUUCAGAGAUUGUGACUAAACCAAGCAGGAGUUUAACAGUAAAUCUCCAUAAUAAAAAUGGGCAUAGGAGUGGUACUUCAAGAAACCUGGGAACACUCACUGUCCAUGCUGAAGAAACAAUUGCUUCAAAGAGUGUUGUUGAUAUAGUAUUCCGUUGUUCUAAUUUGGAUAACAAAGACUUAUUUUCUAAAAGUGAUCCUUUCUUAAGAAUUUCUAGAAUUGUUGAGAGGGGAGGCUCCAUUCCAAUUUGCAAGACAGAAGUAAUUGACAAUAACUUAAACCCCAUUUGGAAACCAUUAUCCCUGAAUAUGCAUCAGUUUGGAAGCAAGGAUAAUCCAUUGCUUAUCGAGAGCUUUGAUUUUAAUAGCAGUGGCAAUCAUGUACUUAUUGGGAAACUACAGAAGUCAGUGGGACAACUAGAAACACUUUGCAAGGAAGGAAUUGGUACAAACUUUGUAAUGCCAUCCACGAAAAGUAGUCAUGAAAAGGUACUUAAGGGCCAGUUGUUUGUGGACUAUUUUAAUGAGAAGCAACAAUUCAGCUUUCUUGAUUACAUUUCUAGUGGAUUUGAGCUCAACUUUAUGGUUGCUGUUGAUUUUACAGCCUCUAAUGGGAAUCCUCGACAAGCUGACUCUUUGCACUACAUUGAUCCUUACGGCCGGUUAAACUCUUACCAGAGGGCAAUAAUGGAGGUUGGAGAAGUCAUUCAAUUUUAUGAUUUUGACAAGCGCUUUCCUGCUUGGGGUUUUGGAGGAGUGAAACCAAAUGGUACCAUAUCUCACUGUUUCAACUUGAGCUUAAAUGAAAAUGAGUUUGAGGUUGGAGGAGUUGAAGGCAUCAUGUCAGCCUAUGCCAAUGCUCUGUACAAUGUUUCUCUUUCAGGACCUACUUUGUUUGGCCAAGUUAUCGACAAGGCGGCGCACAUUGCUGGCGAGUCUCUCUCGGCCUCCAGCAACAAGUACUAUGUACUGCUCAUUAUAACGGAUGGAGUCCUUUCAGACCUUGAAGAAACCAAAAACGCAUUGGUGAAGGCAUCGGAUCUUCCAUUGUCCAUUCUCAUAGUUGGAGUUGGUGGUGCUGAUUUUAAACAAAUGGAGAUUCUUGAUGCUGAUAAUGAGAAUCGAUUGGAGAGUAGCACAGGUCGAGUGGCUACACGAGACAUCGUACAGUUUGUUCCCAUGAGACAAUUGCAAAGUGGACAAUUAUCUGUUGUUCAAGCCCUUUUAGAGGAGCUGCCUGGGCAGUUUUUGAGUUACGUUCGUAGUAGAGAUAUCAAGCCUUGUAAAUUUCGUGGGGCCCAAACACCUGAUCUUUCUAUUUAGUUUUUUCAUUUGUUUCAAACAACUAAUUCUUGAAGAUAGAUAUGUACACAAAUCUCUUCAUUUUUUUUAAAUUACCUACUUGAUGAUGUUAUAGUCUUUUAAUGACUCGUUGUCUGUCACAUUUAAACAUUCAGCAAAAUCUUUGGAGCAAGGAUAAUAAAAUGACAUUAGACUA